Messenger RNA from Papaver somniferum (opium poppy), 1530 nucleotides. RefSeq lists its product as uncharacterized. The record is from RefSeq and is a predicted model, not a curated record. Gene Ontology annotation, molecular function: protein dimerization activity. NCBI's taxonomy places the organism in Eukaryota, Viridiplantae, Streptophyta, Magnoliopsida, Ranunculales, Papaveraceae. The transcript is spliced from 3 exons. Bases 1 to 1530 code for a protein of 509 amino acids.
AUGAAACAAUUGAGUGAUGAAGCUGAGGCCAGAGCAAAAGCAUCUAAGUUUAAAAGUGUGCCUCUUCCAACAUGUGGAUCAGGUAGUGGUUCUUCUUUUGCGUCAAAUUCUUCAUCACUUGUUGAAGAUCCUAGGAAGAAGAAAAGAUGGGUUGAGAGCCCAAUAGAGAAAUUGUAUAAUGCUGCCAGACGUGAAGAAAUGGAUAGCAUAAUUGCAUGGUUUUUUUAUGCAGCUGGCUUGCCAUUCCAUCUUGCUAGGUGUCCAUAUUAUAAAGUUUCAUUUAAUUUGGCUACAUCAGAUAGUAAAAGAAUUCAAGGUUAUAUUCCGCUGGGUUAUAAUAAACUAAGAACAACUCUUUUACGGAAGGAAAGAGAACAUGUUGAGAAAGAGCUAGAACCAAUUAAGAGCACUUGGAAAGAAAAAGGUGUGAGUAUUGUGACCGAUGGAUGGACCGACGAACAACGAAGACCCCUCAUGAACUUUAUGGCUGUUUCAGAGGCUGGUGAAAUGUUUAUUAAAGCAGUCAACACUCAAGGGUCAGUGAAGAACAAAGAGUACAUUUCUAAGUUGAUCAUUAAGACAAUUACGGAAGUUAGGCAUCAGAAUAUCGUGCAAGUAAUCACGGACAAUGCACCAGUUUGUAAGAGUGCAGGGCUACUUGUAGAAGAGACGCGUUUUGCCUCUAGUAUUAUAAUGCUUCAAAGAUUUAAAGAUGUGAAGCAAGGACUCCGUAACUUGGUAAUUUGCAAUCAAUGGUCAUCAUAUAAAGAUGAUGAUCCUAAUCAAGCAUUGUUUAUAAAAGAGAAGUUGUUGGAUGAUGAUUGGUGGAACACUUUGCAGUAUGUUAUUGAUUUUACAAAACCUAUCAUAGAAAUGCUUAGAUUAUGCGACACAGACGAGCCUUGUCUUCACUUGGUUUAUGAAAGGUAUUAUAGUCGUCAGUGGCUUGAUGAACGUCCAGGGCGUGUUCCACCACAUAGAGAUCUUUUGAUUGCAGGUCAAAGAUUGAAGUGUUUCGAGAGGUAUUACGAUGCGGAUGAGUUAAGAGAAGUUAACAUUGAGUAUGCUAAGUUUUCAUCUUGCCGUGAAGAAUUUGCAAAUGCAAAUACCAUAAAUGAUAGAUGGAGUAUGAAUCCUUAUGUGUGGUGGGUUACUUAUGGGGUGUAUGCUCCUUUACUUCAUCAAAAAACACUCAUGUUGCUUGGCCAACCUUGUUCAUCUUCUUGUAGUGAGAGAAACUGGAGUACGUAUAGUUUCAUAAAUUCUGUGAAGAGAAAUAAAAUUACUCCACAAAGAGGUGAAGAUUUGGUAUUUGUUCAUACUAAUCUUCGUCUCUUAUCAAGACGAAGCCCAGAAUACUUGCUAGGGGAUACAAGAAUGUGGGACAUUGGAGGUGAUUCUUUUGAUAUUAUGGAGGGUACUGUUGGUGUACUUGAAGUUGCUGAUCUUUCUCUUAAUGAGCCAGAGAUGGAACGCAUGAUAUUGGAUGAUAAUGAAGCUAAUGUGGAGGAGCUAUACCCCCUGGUUUGA